This is a messenger RNA of Hibiscus syriacus, 1607 nucleotides long. Its product is annotated as F-box protein FBW2-like. The record is from RefSeq and is a predicted model, not a curated record. Bases 291 to 1208 code for a protein of 305 amino acids. The transcript has 4 exons. NCBI's taxonomy places the organism in Eukaryota, Viridiplantae, Streptophyta, Magnoliopsida, Malvales, Malvaceae. Gene Ontology annotation, molecular function: protein binding.
AAUUUACCAACACUUUUCGUUCACGUUUCUCCUUUUUUUCCUUUGUUCUUCCUGUAGUUAUCUGCUGUCACUUAUAGCUCUAAUCUCUCUGUCUUCACUGUUAUUUCAGCUUUCUUCUGUUUUUAACCUUUCAUUGUGGCGGAUAAGCAGCGUUGUUUGCAGAUCCAGCAAAAGAAAGAAAAAACCCAAGUUCUGCUAUUUGAUCAAUGUGCUCGGAAUAGAAGAUUUCAAUAGGUGUUUGGAUUUGGGUUUCUAGAUGCUUGAAAAGACUAUAUAGAUGUGGAGCACAGAUGGAGGAGGAUGGUGAGUUCAGGUGCUGGGAUGAAUUGCUUCCAGAUGCGCUUGGGUUGAUUUUCAAAAAUCUUCCACUCCAGGAGAUACUUACUGUAAUCCCAAGGGUGUGCAAAUCAUGGCGGAGAGCAGUUAGUGGAUCUUAUUGCUGGCAAGACAUCGACAUUGAACAAUGGAGCCAACAAUGUCGGCCUGAGAUCCUUGAUCGCAUGCUUCAAAUGCUGAUAACUAGAAGCUCGGGCUCACUCCGCAAGCUGUGUGUUACCGGUCUCCCUAAUGGGCAGAGCUUUUCGUUAAUUGCAGAUAAUGCCAAAUCUCUUCGGACUUUACGGCUACCAAGAAGUGAAAUUAGUGAUUCAGUAGUGGAACAGGUUGCUGGGAGGCUCUCUUCGGUGACUUUCUUGGAUGUUAGUUACUGCAGGAAUAUUGGAGCCCCGGCCCUUGAAGCAAUAGGCAAGAACUGUAAGUUACUAAUGGGGUUGAGGAGAACAAUGCAUCCAUUAGAGGUAGUUGACAAACUGUCUCAGGAUGAUGAGGCCCUUGCCAUUGCUACUACAAUGCCGAAGCUCAAGCAACUUGAGGUGGCAUACUUGCUUUUUAGCACAGAAGGUGUGCUCAAAAUACUUGAAUGCUGCCCUGACCUUGAAUUAUUAGAUGUGCGAGGAUGUUGGCAUGUGAAACUAGAUGAAAGUUCUGUCAAGAAAUUCUCCCGGCUGAAGGUGGUUGGACCUCUUGUUGUGGACUAUUUUGGGAUGAAAGGCUGGGACUUUGUUGCAGGAGAUGUCUGUAUUGAUUACGAUGAUGAGAUGUCAGAUGGGGAUUGGGAAGAUGACCAAAGUAUGGAAGAUGUGGAAAUGAGAUUCUACGACGGUUUUGACUCGGAAAAUGCUGCAUUCGAUUGGCCCCUCUCCCCCUAAAGGAUUGGUGUAUGUUGCAUUUCGAAAUUAGGCUGACAGCUCCACAUGCAGAGUCAAUCUUGACUGCAAGUGAGCACAUCUUUGCUAUGUGCAAACAUUGUCUCUCUAAUGUAGUAUAUAAACAAGUUUUCCUAGUAUUUGUAAUAAAAAAGCUUUUAAUAUGUAGCAAAAGAAUGUGUUUCCCUAGUAAUUGAGAUGGAUAUCUCAUAGUGUCCCUACAAUAAUUAUACAAUUAGAAGUGAGAUUUGUAAAGAUGGUCCAAAUUAGUGUGUAGGUGACUUCCAUGGAAUAAUAUCAGAGAAGUUGAUCAGAUUGUGACAGAAAGGUGGUUUUCCCUUUAUCUUUUUGACUUUGUGUUGAUGCUUACGUUUAUAAUCAAUCAAGUAUUUCAAAAGGUCA